GUUCUGCUUGUGUUCAUUGUGCAGGGGAAAUGCCAGGAGUACAGACGACGUCACCGUGUAUCUUCUUUUCGGCCAGUGGAGGAUAUCACCGAAGAGGACUUAGAAAAUGUCGCCAUAACUGUUCGAGAUAAAAUCUAUGAUAAAGUUCUGGGUAACACAUGCCAUCAGUGUCGACAGAAGACCAUCGACACCAAGACGGUGUGUCGGAACCAGGGUUGCGGUGGUGUGCGGGGACAGUUCUGUGGACCAUGCCUGCGGAACCGCUAUGGGGAGGAUGUCAGAUCAGCAUUGCUGGACCCGGAUUGGGUGUGUCCUCCCUGUCGUGGGAUCUGCAAUUGCAGCUACUGUCGGAAGCGUGACGGCCGCUGUGCCACAGGAAUCCUCAUUCAUCUGGCCAAGUUUUAUGGUUAUAACAAUGUUAAGGAAUAUCUGGAGAGCUUACAGAAGCAGCUGGUAGAAGACAAUUAACAGGAAAAUGGAACUAGCCACCUCACCAUAGACUACUCCAGUGAGACAUGCAUACCAUUUGUGCCUAACAUUUUUUACAUUUGUGUUUUUAUAUAGAAAUUCUUCAUAGAGAUUACUGUUUCUAAAUACUAUUUUUUUAAAAAAGAUUGUUUAUAUGCUUACAGACAUUUCUCAGGACGACAGCAGAGCAGAGGAAUCUAGAUAGUUGUAUACACAGAC
Molecule: messenger RNA, 687 nt
Organism: Sapajus apella (tufted capuchin)
Lineage: Eukaryota; Metazoa; Chordata; Mammalia; Primates; Cebidae
Product: cell division cycle-associated 7-like protein
Exons: 4
Biological process (GO): regulation of DNA-templated transcription
Cellular component (GO): nucleus
Source: RefSeq, a predicted model, not a curated record